Messenger RNA from Populus nigra (black poplar), 2815 nucleotides. RefSeq lists its product as uncharacterized. Bases 68 to 2578 code for a protein of 836 amino acids. The record is from RefSeq and is a predicted model, not a curated record. The transcript is spliced from 4 exons. Lineage: Eukaryota; Viridiplantae; Streptophyta; Magnoliopsida; Malpighiales; Salicaceae.
UCUUGCUUUCCCACCGCUGAUAAUAUACUGUCUUGAUAAAUCACUUGCAUUUCUCUCUCUUUCUAAGAUGGAGAAUGGACAGUUCAGCCAUGAGUCCCAUGGCCAUGCGUUGACUUUUUAUGAGGAGAGUGAGGAGAAGCUCAAGACGAUUGCCAAGCUAUCCGGGGAGGAGAUUGGAUCUCCCUUAUGCUAUGGUUGCUUUGAAACCAUUCAUGGUCCAGCCUAUUUUUGUGAAAUUUGUGGUGACUUUUGGCUGCACAAAUCAUGCUUUGAAUUGCCCUCUGAGCUACCAAAGCAUUCUCUUCACUCAAUUCAUCCUCUCACCCUCAUUGUUAGACCUCCUAGCCUUGCUGGGUUCUUUGUCUGCGAUGGAUGUAGAGAUAUGUGCCCUGGCUUUGCCUUCCACUGCAAAGCAUGCCGGUUCAAUCUUGAUGUCAAAUGUGCGAUUUCAACUGACGGCGAGGAUCUGAGAUCAAGAAAAGGUGUGAAAAAUACCGAGAUUCCCUACUUCGGUGAUGAGCACCUGCUAGUUUCCUUCAAUGCCAAGCAGGAAGUUGAAAAAACUUGUACUGGAUGCCAACUGCUCCUUUCAGGUCCUGCCUACGGUUGCUUGGACUGUGAAUUCUACCUCCAUGAAUCGUGUAAAGACAUGCCAUCGGAAAUACAACAUCCAUACCACCCUCUGCACCCUCUCCACGCUCAAGUUGCUGAAUAUGGCUCAGAAUGUGAUGCCUGUCACACGCCAAUUAGGAAGGUUUUUUAUCGAUGUUCUGAGUGCGACUUCAAUCUGCAUAUUCUAUGUGCUAACAAGUCUCUACAGGUAGCAUCUUCCUUAAAAUUCAAGGGCCAUGAGCACGAUCUCUAUUAUUUUGUGGCGAGCUAUUUCAACGAGUAUUCUCUAUGCAACACUUGCCGUAAGGUUUGCAAGGGCUCCUACUAUAUCUGUUUAGAGUGCAAAUAUUAUGUUCAUCUGGACUGCAUUCCUUUACCGCGAGUUGUUGAGAAUGAUCACCACUCCCGCGACUAUUCCCAUUGCCUCACCCUUAAGGAUUGCUUUGUUGAAGACGACUCGGGCCAGUAUUACUGUGAGCUUUGUGAGAAAGAAAGGGAUCCAACGUAUCCUGUUUACUACUGUGAUCAAUGCCCUGAUCGCAAUCCAUAUCUCGCUCAUAUUGAAUGCCUGAUGUUGGAGUUAAUGGAAGCAGAGCUCAACUCUGCGAGGACCUCUGCCAAGAUGGUUGAUGAUGGAGAUGUAAAGGGUGAUACGAAGUGCCUUGCUCUCGUCAAGUACACAACUAUCCCACCUGAGAAUCAAAUCAAGCUUAAAGGUUUCAGGCAUGAACAUAUCCUGGUCCCUGACAAUAAGGAAUCAGAUGCAAGGGGAACUUACUGUUCUUGGUGCAAUGGCAAAAUUUUUGGUCCAGGCUAUUUCUGUCGAGAAUGUUCGGGAAACUGGCAUAUAUCAUGCGCUAAAUCGCCCCCUAAAAAGACACACUAUCUUCACUCACAGCACACCCUAACUAUGUUUUAUCCUCAUUAUUUUGAGUACUUUAUAUGCGAUGGCUGUAGGGAUCUUUGCCAUGAUGUUGCCACUUAUCAUUGCUAUAAAUGCCGCUUCUUCCUUGAUAUGAAAUGUGCUUCUCUACCUGAUGAUCAGUGCGAGAAAUUGAAGAAGACAGAAAGCAAAACUAUAGAUUUUUGCCACAAGCAUAAAUUAACAAGAGCCAACUGUGCAAAAGGAAUUAAAGAGAAAUGCAAGGUCUGUCAGCUGCGUAUCUCCGGUGAAACAUAUUGCUGCAUUAACUGCAACUUCUUCCUUCAUGAAUCCUGCCUUGAAACACCACAAGAAAUACAACACCAGUAUCACCUGCAGCACCCCCUUCUUGGUCGGGACUUUGAUGGAAAUCCAAAAAACUGCAGAGCCUGCAAUCUGCAAAUUUGGGAUAUUGCCUAUUACUGUGAUAUCUGCGAUUUUGCUCUCCAUUUUACAUGUGCUACUUACUUAACUUCCACUCUCAAACAUGAGUUCCACCAUGAGCACACACUCUUUUCCUUCGUAGCAUCGGAUCUAGGGGAUCAGGGCUUUAUCCAGUCGCUAGAACCACAACCUUCAAAAGGCAAUUUUCGUUGCGAGACCUGUGGAAAUGAUUGCAGUGAUUCCAUCUAUCGUUGUGUUGAAUGCAACAUUAAUCGACAUCUUGAGUGCAUUCCAUUGCCAUUUAAAGUUCAGCAUGAAGACCAUUCGGAUCCUCUUACUCUCAUGGAAAAUGUAGUCGAAGAUGAUUAUGGAGAAUAUUACUGUGAGAUUUGCCAGGAUAAAAGGAACCCAAAUCAUCCUGUUUAUUGCUGCAAGAUGUGUAAGGAUAACUGGUUCAUUGCUCAUAUUGGAUGCGUGAUUAAAGAGGGAGACACUUCAUUAGAAAUACUGGAAUGGUGGAAUAAAGAUUUGGGACCAGACUAUGAGGAGACCUCUGGCAAGGAGGAUGAUGGGACUUCCCUUGCCAGUCAUUCUGAUCUAGAGAGUUAUGCAAUGGGAGAGCAUAAUACGGAAGGCCCUGGAAUUACUGAGCUUGAUUAAAACAUCGAGGGUAAUGCAAAGGCAGUAAGGCAAUGAGAGAAACGUGCCUGCAGGGAUCCUUGCGAUGUUUUCUUGCCUGCAAUAGACCAGUGAUUGGUAUGUUGAAACAUCUUCAGCUAGCUUGUAACGCUCGGUAUAUUGGUGAAUGCACAUAAAACAAUCUGUACAUUGCAAAUUACUAAGAACAUUGUUACAAAAUUUAUCUUAUCGAAAGUGGCGAAGGAGCAUUUGUUCUAA